AUGGGGACGGCUUCAUCCUUGGUAAGCCCAGUAGGCACUGUUGGGGAGGUGAUUGAAGACACAUAUGAGGGAGGUGGAGGUGAAGCUUGCGAGAUCCCUGUGGAGGUGAAACCCAAAGCCCGCCUCCUGCGCAGCUCCUUCCGCCGUGUGGGGACGUCACGGCCUGGAGGUCUUAUCGGCGCCAGCUUCAAAUCCACUGCCUCCGUACAAGAGCUGGAGUGUAUGGCAGAGUAUGAACGCCUCAAGAAAGAAUACGAGAUCUUCCGUAUCAGCAAGAACAAUGAGGUGGCAUCGAUGAUGAAGAAAGAGGCCAAACUGGAUAAGGAAAACAAGCGCCUGCGGGCAGAGCUGCAAGCACUUCAGAAAACAUAUCAGAAAAUACUCAGAGAGAAAGAAAGUGCUUUGGAAGCUAAAUACCAAGCCAUGGAGAGAGCUGCUACAUUUGAACAUGACCGUGACAAAGUCAAGAGACAGUUCAAGAUUUUUAGAGAAACCAAGGAAAAUGAAAUUCAGGAUUUACUGAGGGCAAAGCGAGAGUUGGAGGCAAAAUUGCAGAGGCUGCAAGCUGAAGGCAUCCACGUUUUUGACCCUGAGGAGACAGACUCAGAUGAUAGCUGUACAGAGGUUGCUGCGACUGGAGCUCAGGCUGAGUAUUGGACUGGUGGAGCCUUGGGAAGCGAGCCCUCCAUGGGCAGUAUGAUACAGCUUCAGCAGUCUUUCAGAGGCCCUGAGUUUGCACACAGUUCCAUUGACGUCGAAGGGCCAUUUGCAAAUAUCAACAGAGAUGAUUGGGAUGCAGCUGUUGCCACUUUGUUGCAGGUCACUCCGUUGUUUUCCCACUCUUUGUGGAGUAACACAGUAAGGGUGUAUCUCAUUAAUACACAGGAGACUCAGUCAGAAGUAGACAUCUUCAUACAGAAAUACUCUCCAAAACUUCGGAAUUACUGUGAGACCAUGGAGUACUUUUUCCAAGCUGUUCAUUUUCCAGUAGAAACUGAAAGUCUUUCCCAGUCUGUGAGGAAAUGGGAAAUCGAGAAAAGUUCUUUGACUAUUUUGUUCUUGCAUUUGACUUUGCCAAGUUGUCUGCUUGAGGAGUGUGAAGAAGCAUUUUUGAAAAACCCGGAGGGAAAGCCUCAUCUUCUUUACCACCGCCUGGAAGAGGGCCAAACCAGCUCGGAUUCUGUGCAGCAGUUAGUUGAACAAGUUCGUUAUGUGAACAAAGCGAAGAUCAUCAGUCAUAUGGUAGGACCGGAAGAGGGAGCAUGUGCAGUCCACAGUUAUGUAGAGAAGACCAUAAAGCAGGAUAUCCUAGGCUGUGAAAUGGCAGAACUAGAGAGGAAAGAUGCAGCUGACAAUAGCAACUCCUCUGUUCCUGAAGAAGAAAUCUUUGGCGAUGUCCUGUGGGAUGCACACGAUGAGCAAGAACAGAUGGAGGCUUUCCAGCAGGCUUCCAAUUCGACUUGUGAGCUCGGAUUUGAGAAGUAUUAUGAACGCCUAAACGACUUAGUGGUGGCACCAGCACCAAUUCCACCCCUUCUUGUAUCUGGAGGACCAGGCUCUGGAAAAUCUCUUCUGCUAUCAAAAUGGAUUCAGCUGCAACAGAAGCAUUCAUCAAAUGCACUAAUUCUAUAUCAUUUUGUGGGGAAACCUACAUCAAGCAGUGCAGAGCCUACCCUGAUCCUCAAGCGUCUCACGUUAAAGCUCAUGCAGCAUUCCUGGUCAGUCUCACCUGUGACACUGGAUCCAGCGAAACUAUUAGAAGAAUUUCCUCGUUGGCUGGAGAAACUUUCCGCUCACCACCAGGGCAGCAUUAUAAUAAUUAUUGACUCUAUUGACCGAAUCCAGCAAGCCGAAAAGCACAUGAAGUGGCUGAUCGACCCUCUGCCUGUGAAUGUCAGGGUUGUCGUAUCCGUGAAUGUUGAGACGUGCCCACAAGCAUGGAGGCUUUGGCCGACUCUUCAUCUUGAUCCGUUAAGUAUAAUGGAUGUGAAAUCUCUCAUUAAUGAAGAAUGCAGCUUUGCAAAUCUGAAGCUGACUAACGACCAGGAGAAGAAGCUUGAAAAACAUUGUCAUUCUAGUACAACUUGCAAUGCUCUGUAUGUCACUCUUUUGGCUAGAAUGUUGGCUGGUGCUGGAAGCAUAGAAAACAUUGACAUAAUCUUACAGAAGUGUUUCCUGUGCCAAGACACGGUGUCGCUGUACAAACUAGUUCUGAAAUCCAUUCAAGAAUCUUUGAAAAGCGAGAAAGACAAAGACCUCCUGAAAGAGAUUCUUUGCCUUAUCAGCAUCAGCCACAAUGGAGUGAGUGAAUCAGAACUGAUGGAACUCUGUCCUGAGCUCUCCUGGGCAGUGCUAGCCUCGGUAGUUCACAGUCUGCACAAGAUGUGCUUUUUAACAUACGGUUGUGGCUUGUUGAAGUUUUGUCACCUGCAGGCUUGGGAAAUGGUAAAGCUGGAAUUCAUGGAAGAAGGUCACGAUGCUUUUGCUUCCUGCAGAGAAAAACUGAUCGACUACUUCACCAGGCAGCUCAGUCAAGAGAGAGUGACUUGGAGAAGUGCAGACGAACUCCCCUGGCUGUUCCAGCAGCAAGGCGACAAGCAGAGAUUACACCAGUGCCUCUUGAAUCUCUUUGUAUCCCAGAGUCUUUAUAAAAGGGGCCAUUUUUCUGAACUGCUGAGCUACUGGCAGCUUCUGGGGAAAGAUAAGAAUUCAAUGGCAGCAGAGUAUUUUAGCUCCCUGAAGCUGUAUGAGAAAAGCUAUGAGAAAGAGGAAAGCAUGAUCUCUCUGGCUGACAUUUAUGAGACUCUGGGACGGUUUCUUAAGGACCUGGGCCUUCUCAGUCAGGCCAUUGUUCCUUUGCAGCGCUCCCUGGAGAUUCGAGAGACCGCCCUCGACCCAGACCACCCUAGGGUAGCCCAGUCUCUCCACCAAUUAGCAGGAGUUUAUGUACAGUGGAAGAAGUUUGGUAACGCUGAGCAGUUAUUCAAGCAGGCUCUCGAAAUCUCUGAAAAUGCUUAUGGGACUGAACAUCUCAGGGUUGCUCGCGAACUUGAUGCUCUUGCAACAUUGUACCAGAAGCAGAACAAAUAUGAACAAGCUGAACAUCUAAGGAAAAAAUCCUUCAGAAUUCAACAAAAAGCUGUGAGGCGGAAAGGCAGCCUGUAUGGAUUUGCUCUCCUUCGCCAACGAGCCCUGCAGCUAGAGGAGCUCACUCUGGGGAAAGACUCAUCUGACAAUGCUCGAACUCUCAAUGAACUUGGUGUUCUCUACUACCUUCAAAAUAAUCUUGAAACAGCAGAACUUUUCUUGAAACGCUCCCUGGAAAUGCGAGAACGGGUUCUUGGGCCUGACCACCCAGACUGUGCCCAGUCCUUGAAUAAUCUAGCAGCCCUUUACAAUGAGAAGAAGCACUAUGACAAGGCAGAGGAGCUGUAUGAAAAGGCACUGAACAUCCGGAAGAGAGCACUGGCGCCUGACCAUCCCUCUUUGGCUUACACGGUGAAACACCUGGCUGUGCUCUACAAGAAGAUGGGAAAGCUUGACAAAGCCGUUCCUCUGUAUGAGUUGGCUGUUGAAAUACGGCAAAAAUCUUUUGGUCCAAAGCACCCAAGUGUGGCUACUGCUUUGGUAAACUUGGCUGUUCUUUAUUGCCAAAUGAAAAAGCACCAUGAAGCUUUGCCUCUUUAUGAACGGGCCUUGAAGAUUUAUGAAGACAGCUUUGGACGUAUGCACCCUCGUGUGGGAGAAACAUUAAAAAAUUUGGCAGUGCUGAGCUAUGAAGGAGGGGAUUUCGAGAAAGCUGCUGAGCUUUAUAAGAGAGCCAUGGAAAUCAAAGAAGCGGAAUCGUCGUCUGGGGGGAAAGCGGCUUCCCAUCAUUCAUCGAGUGGAGACACAGUCAGUUUGAAGAGCGCUUUCUCUCCCAACGGUUUCCUGCAGAAAGGGCAAAGGUGAUGCAA
This is a messenger RNA of Euleptes europaea (tarantolino), 3956 nucleotides long. It is a transcript of the gene NPHP3, whose product is annotated as nephrocystin 3. The transcript is spliced from 27 exons. Gene Ontology annotation, molecular function: protein binding. Gene Ontology annotation, biological process: convergent extension; kidney development; determination of left/right symmetry. NCBI's taxonomy places the organism in Eukaryota, Metazoa, Chordata, Lepidosauria, Squamata, Sphaerodactylidae. The record is from RefSeq and is a predicted model, not a curated record. Bases 1 to 3951 code for a protein of 1316 amino acids.